Messenger RNA from Dicrocoelium dendriticum, 1506 nucleotides. The record is from the annotation of a GenBank genome assembly. NCBI's taxonomy places the organism in Eukaryota, Metazoa, Platyhelminthes, Trematoda, Plagiorchiida, Dicrocoeliidae.
AUGCCAUGGAAGCCUGCACAGAAGUCUUCUCAUCUUCACGGUCCGUUGGAACUUAUACGCUCUCCUCACAAUUCCCUUUCCCAUCUGAUGCGCAAUAUUCUCAAAAAUGUGAUACAUAUCAUUCUACUUCUGGCUGCUCUUGUCUCUAUCAUUCUAUUUGCGGUCGGAUUACUCACGGAGCACCACGCCUCGCUCACUGCAGGGUGUAUUCUCGGUUUAGCAUGCUUUGGAGCUUUGCUGCACGCAUGUUUUUAUCGUCGAUCCUCGCCUAGUCCACCCAUACAUUUGUCAGUUAGCACUGCUUGCAUCCACCCAUCCAUCGACGGUGUGUACUUAACGGCAGAUUUCAAUGCGGCAGCGACAGCUGUAGUUACAGCAGCUUUGUUACCUUUGUCUUUCAAAGCGACAUCCUCACGGCUUACUUCUGUGCUAGGUGUAGCCAUUGGCGACCAAAUGGACAAAAGGCAAUUUUCUCCACUAGAAACUACCGAUCAGCUGGCUGUUUGCCCAACAUCCACAAGUGAAGUACCUAUCCCUUUUAAUUCUAACCAGAAAGGAGAGGAUUUCUCCUCCGCCCAGAGGCGCCCAGACUCUUAUUAUAAUUGUCACCAUCAGCUGGAUAGACCCACAAUUGAUUACCCGACACAGCACACCUAUUGUCCCCCAGUGAAUGCCGAGAAACUCAACAACAGUCUUGAGCAGUACUUAUAUGUAAACGAUCCACCUGCGGGGGAGUUCGAAAGCACUAAUGACGUGACUUUGUUUGCUAACUGCUUUGAAGAAGUCCAUCAGACAAACCCAUAUCAUCCGAAUCGCACGCACCGCACACAAGUGGAAUCGGACUCUUCUCAGAGUGCCCACUCUGACUACGUAUGCGAAUCGCAGAUGACAGAAGCGCAACCAACUAAGAACAUGUACUUUCAGUCUUCUCAGCGACGCAACCAAAGUCCUCGUCACAUGGAAGUUUAUCCUGCUAGUUCUGCGGCUCACUCACAAAGGUCCCACUCGCCAUCACUGGCGACUACGAUCACGGUUACUCCGCGCAGACUGCCCCAAGUAUCACACACAACUCCACUGCACCUACGCUAUCUUCAUUGGGGUAAUUUGUCUUCAGCGCAGGUGGAAACAAAUGGCGAUUUAGCUGGGAAAUUUUUACAACUUUUCCAUCAACCGAACAUGCAUCCCCAUGCCAACCGUAUCGGCAUACGCCAUGAUAGAGAGCGUGAGGGAUUGUUCGGGCCACCGGCCUGGCGAAGUUGGCGUAGCUGGGUCGAUUACUGACCAUUUACGUGGCAAUGUGCUAACAUAUUACACCGACCCCUCAUUCAUAUCAAUCAAUUUUGUGCGUUGAUACUACCUUGUUUGUAGAUUUACUUUGUAUGGUAUAUGUAAAUACCGAUCAAUCUGAUAGAAAUUGCUCGUAACAAUCGCUUAACUUGGUGAGUGCUUCGUGGUAUUCUCUGAAAUACCAUCGUCUCUUCUCGAGUUUCCUUGAUUCUCUAAAAA